AGAACUUCCACUCUUCAGUCGCGUGUCUUGAAUCGUCACCCCUGAGCGUAGCCCAACCUGAGCUCGCUGCUCUUCGUCCCUGUUCACAAUGCGCUUCGCAGCUCUGGUUAUAGGCCUGUUGGCCACCUUUGUGUCGUCCGUGGCCGCCACGGCUCUGACCUACCGACUUGAGGCCAACGAGAAAGCUUGUUUCUACAACUAUGUUGACCAGAGGAACGUCAAGGUUGCUUUCUACUUUGCUGUCCAAUCGGGCGGUUCCUUCGAUAUCGAUUACUCCGUUGUCGGCCCCGGCGAAAAGGUGGUCCUAGACGGCACCAAGGAGAGACAAGGCGACUUUGUGUUCACGGCCCAGAGCAUUGGGGAGUACCGGUUCUGCUUCGACAAUGACAUGUCGACCUUCGCUGAGAAGAUUGUGGAUUUCGAGAUUGCGGUCGAAAACGAAGAACGCGCACAGCUUCCUUCCCGUCAGGGUGCUAGCCCCGAGCAGGCGUCUGCGCUGGAGGAGUCGAUCUUCAAGUUGUCCGCUCAACUUUCCACCAUCACCCGGAACCAGAAGUACUUCCGUACUCGGGAGAACCGUAACUUUAGCACUGUCCGUAGUACGGAGCGUCGGAUCUUCAACUUCAGCGUGAUCGAGGGUUUGAUGAUGGUUUCGAUGGCUGCUCUGCAGGUCUUCAUCGUCCGGUUCUUCUUCCAGGGCGCACGGAAAGGUUACGUGUGAUGAGCGAGCAUGAAAAUUUCUUCUGUCCUUUGAUUGUGGCGUCUGUUUGUAUCUACCCGCUGUUGUAGGGAUCUAGAGUUUUCUCCUGAUAAUGGAGCUGGUCAAUUAGAACACCUUGGUACCAUGUGAA
Aspergillus ibericus CBS 121593 is the source of this 851-nucleotide messenger RNA. RefSeq names its product emp24/gp25L/p24 family protein. Bases 89 to 721 code for a protein of 210 amino acids. Lineage: Eukaryota; Fungi; Ascomycota; Eurotiomycetes; Eurotiales; Aspergillaceae. The transcript is spliced from 4 exons. Gene Ontology annotation, biological process: intracellular protein transport; endoplasmic reticulum to Golgi vesicle-mediated transport; protein retention in ER lumen. The record is from RefSeq and is a predicted model, not a curated record. Gene Ontology annotation, cellular component: Golgi apparatus; COPII-coated ER to Golgi transport vesicle; endoplasmic reticulum.